AGUGAGUGUGUCUGAGUACUACGACGGAACUUUUAUCUUGGGGCACACUCGAGAAUAACAUAGCAUGGCGUCGGGUCAUUUGUGUAAGCUACACAGCCUUUUAACGCGACUUUCUACCGGCACCACACUGCGACGUGUACAAACAUGUUUGGUGCCAGUGCGACAGAAGUCCAGUGUCACUGGUCCUCUGCUUGACAGCCCUAACUGUAAUGUGGAAAUCGGUGCGACCUCAGAUGGGAAAACCAUAGUGUGCUACCAUCCUGCUGUUGAUGUCCCCUAUGAGCUUACUCAGCCCAUUGAACGACCAGACCCACUGAGCAACUCCGUCGAGACCCACGACCAGAUUUUAAAGGCCCACCUCAGCAAGGAGGUGCUGAAGGACAAACAGGGGCCCACUAUAGAGGAGCUGAGCAAGAUGUUUUUCACCACCAAACACAGAUGGUAUCCAGUAGGACAGUACCACAUGAGACGCAUAAAGAAGAAUCCCCCAAAGGACAGAUAGUCGAAGGCCAAGGUUCCAAAACCACACCUGAUGUUUGCUUGUGUUAUUGUCACAGUGAUGUUUAAUAAACUGUUAAAUAUUA
Epinephelus fuscoguttatus (brown-marbled grouper) is the source of this 584-nucleotide messenger RNA. RefSeq names its product mitochondrial ribosomal protein L42 (gene mrpl42). NCBI's taxonomy places the organism in Eukaryota, Metazoa, Chordata, Actinopteri, Perciformes, Serranidae. The coding region runs from base 65 to 502 and encodes 145 amino acids. The transcript has 5 exons. The record is from RefSeq and is a predicted model, not a curated record. Gene Ontology annotation, cellular component: mitochondrial large ribosomal subunit.